Messenger RNA from Cydia amplana, 5288 nucleotides. RefSeq lists its product as uncharacterized. The transcript has a single exon. Lineage: Eukaryota; Metazoa; Arthropoda; Insecta; Lepidoptera; Tortricidae. The coding region runs from base 90 to 5282 and encodes 1730 amino acids. The record is from RefSeq and is a predicted model, not a curated record. Gene Ontology annotation, biological process: DNA integration. Gene Ontology annotation, molecular function: nucleic acid binding.
CUCUCAUAUAUGGCGCAUCCAACGUGAAAUAAUAACAAGUUCGUUCGAAAGUGUAGUUGAAAGUACAUUUCUUUAGUGAGUGUGUCGCUAUGCCGCCGAAAACGAGAAAAGCGGCUAGUACAGAGCCCGACACCGACGACGAAUCGCAAAAUGGCGGUGAUGACGAAGUCCGCGAAGUGAACGCAGCCGACGCGGUGACUACGGCAUUGGUCAACAUGAAUAUGUUUUCGACUCAAAAUGUGCAAAACAUCAUAGAGACGCUACAGCGAUCGCAGACCGAUGCCCUGAAAGAGUUAUUACAAUCAGUAUCGUCGCGUACUACGUCGUGUACAGCUCAAGGUCAAGGAACGUUGACGGGCUGCAAGACCACGUUCUCCGGCCAGCCGCAGGAGUCAGUGGAAGCAUUUAUUGACGCAGUAGACGCCUACAGUGAAUGCGCACAGGUUUCGGAUACAAAUGUCCUGCGCGGCCUGGCGUACCUUUUAAAAGAAAACGCGGCGACAUGGUGGCAGGGUGUGAAGCAGCAAAUUACUUCAUGGCAGCAGGCUAAAGAGAAUCUUAUAAGUGCCUACGGUGAUCGCCGCCCGCCCCAUCGCAUAUACUUAGAGAUAUUUUCAUCGCCACAGCAAACGGAAAACACCGACGUGUUUGUGGCGCGAAUACGUUCCCUUUUCGCGCGACUUCCCGAGGGAGAUAUUUCCGAAAAGGCGCAACUCGACAUGACGUACGGACUCCUGAACAGCAGGAUAAGGAAGAGGCUACGGAGGGAGGACUUCGCAACCUUUAAAGAAUUACUCCGCCGUGCACGAAGCGUGGAAGAUUCCUUCGACGAAGGGGAGAGGAAACAAACACCGCCGCAGGCUUCAAGCCGCGCGGUGACCUCGAACCAACGCGCGCCUCCCGCUUCGACAACCACGGCGCGUACUACGGGUACAUCGCAUGUCAGCGGCGCCGCGGCCGCGCCGCCGCCGCCGCCCCGGGCGCUGCAAUCGUCCGCGCCCGCGCAACCGCGCGCGCCGCCGACGCCUUCGCAACCGGCUGUCGCGCAAGGCACCGCCGGCACCGGCGCUGCAGUCACCACCGCCGCCGCGGACGCGACCGCGAAGAAGCUGCGACCCGUGUGUGCGUAUUGUCGAAGGUUCGGACACUCCAAAGACCAGUGCCGUAAGCUUAUGAACUCAGGUGAGUCCACGUCUAAGAAUAACUUUGCAAAUAGUGCUAACGUGCCACCCAACAGUGAAACAAGUGAUAUUAGCUUUUAUAGUGUCGAUUUCAACCCGUGCAAUAUCACGUCGAAAAAUAGAUCACAAAAUCCCUAUUUUGCUAUGAGUGACACAUGCAGCAAUUUGAGCCCUAUUUUGUAUAACAAUAAAGUCGAAAGUGGCACUAUUCAUUAUUGUUAUGAAUACGAUGGGCCAAGUAGUAACAAGAUUCCUGCAUGUAACACUACAACUAUAGGCGAGAAAUGUGUGCAUUGUUUGGUACCUAUAGCUUUUAAAAAUAUUACGUGUGCUACUAAUUCUUUGCAAACGACUAACCCUCAUUCAUGUAACGAACAAUUUCGCUGCCGCGGACCGCUUAGUUCUGUUAUAGUUCCGAUGUGUUCUAAUAAUAAUUCAAUAAUUUCAAGUGAAGACGCGCGGAAAAGUUCGAUGACGGAUAGUCGUGAACAAAUCGAGCCUAAUAUAAGAAACUGUCCUAACCCACUUUUGUGCGUAUUUAAUAAUAAUCGUUCCUGUAAUAAUAAUAAUGAAUACUCACCGUUCGCGUCAAAGUGCAUUAACCCUUCAAAUGGCGGGGACGUUACGGAAAUUGAUACCUUUUUUGACGCGGACUGUAGUAAAAUUUCUGACGAUGAGUUGUUAAACCUGUACAUGACUUAUGUUGAUGGGGAUUACGAGACAGUGAGUCGAACGACUAGACCGAUUUUUAAUAUAGAGAUUUUAGGCGCGAAAGGCACUGGUUUGGUGGACACGGGAGCGAAGCGGUGCGUCGCGGGACACACGCUAUAUGCUAUUCUCCUACAUCAGAACCAUCCGCUUCGCACGAUAACGCGCAACAUUAAGCUGGCUGAUGGGGUGUCGCGUACAAUGGAAAUACUAGUUACCGUAUUAGAGGUGCGAUUAGAACAGGAAAUCGUUAAGAUUCCAUUCAUAAUUUUCCCUUACGCGACUAAUAAUGAAACGUUGUUAGGCAUCGAUUUUCUCACUGCUGCUGGGGUAGAUAUUGAUUUCCUCGAGUUAGUAUGGUGUUUUAGCAGGAACCGCACGGUUAAGUAUAAACUGUGUUUCGAGCCUACUUCGCCCAGUGUAACCUGUGCUGCCACAAAUGUCCUCCGGGAUGACGAGGGAAGUCAUCUUACACCAGCUGAGCGUCAGGCGCUUGCUGGCGUCCUUACUAGGCACGCACACGUCUUCACACCAGGGGGAGCUCCGACCCCUUACGCUGAGCAUCGGAUAGAAACAGGUGAGCAUCCUCCUAUAGCAGUACCACCUUAUCGACUCAAUCCAGCCAAGAAGGAGCUGAUGAAGAAGGAGAUUGAUAAGAUGUUAAAAGACGACAUCAUUGAAGAAUGCGAGUCAGCUUGGAGUUCACCAGCUCUGAUGGUGCCGAAGGCGAAUGGUGAGAUCCGUUUCUGCGUGGACUACCGUCGUUUGAAUGCAAUUACCAAAUCCGAUACCUACCCGAUGCCACGCAUCGAUGACUUGUUGCAGAAUACGAAGCGAGAUUGCUACAUGAGCACCCUUGACCUUCGUUCAUCGUACUGGCAGGUAAUGUUAAGGGAGGCGGACAGGGACAAAAGCUCAUUCGUGUGUCCUUUAGGUACCUUCCGCUUUAAGCGUAUGCCAUUUGGCUUGAAAAAUGCCCCGGCGACGUUUCAACGGCUGAUCGACCGCCUACGUUCCUGCUCAGCAUUAAAAGACGUAACUAUCUUAGCAUACUUAGACGACCUCCUAGUGAUCUCAGAAGGUUAUCAACGUCACUUACAAGACCUCGAAGCAGUUUUCAAACGCUUGGCCGAGUUCAACCUCCAUGUCAACAGGGAGAAGUGCGCUUUCGCGCGUGAGAGCGUUAAGUACCUCGGCCACGUUAUAACGCAACAAGGCGUUUCCACCGACCCUGAUAAGGUGAGUGCGGUACUCGAGAUGAAGGAACCAGGUACCUUGAAGCAUCUGCGAACCUUUCUACAAACGUGCUCGUGGUUUAGGAAGUUUAUACCAAACUUCUCUAAGGUUUCCGAACCAUUGACACGCCUAACUAGAAAAAAACAAGUCUGGAUCUGGGGACCAGAGCAGACCCAGGCAUUCCUUGAGCUGAAGCGUCUUCUGACCACAGCUCCAAUUCUGGUUCAAGCCGACUUCAGUCGUCCUUUUAUUCUAAGGACAGAUUCGAGCAAUUACGCCCUUGGAGCGGUCUUAUUACAAGGCGAAGGGAACGAGGAGCGGCCGAUAGAAUACGCCAGCCGACUUCUCAACGCAGCGGAGCGUAACUACUCCACUACGGAAAGGGAAGCUCUCGCUGUGGUAUGGGCGGUAGAGCGUUUCCGAUCCUACCUGGACGGCCAGCCUGUCGUCAUUGGCAGUGACCACCAGCCCCUCCGUUGGCUGCUGUCACUGAAGUCACCAGCAGGCAGGUUAGUACGUUGGGCCCUUAGACUCCAGGCCUUUGAUAUCCGUUUCGAAUACACUCCGGGGAAGGCGAACGUGGUAGCCGACACGCUGAGUAGGCCAGUCUGCUCCGGGGACUCCCGUGAGGUCUGCGGAAUCUGCUCAGUCGUGGUCGACCUACCAACGAAAAACCCAGCAGAGCUGAGGCGCGAACAGCUCGCUGACCCCGAAGUGGAGAAGAUUAUCAAAGAAAUCGAAGGUUCCGACGAGGUGGCAUCUCGACGAUGGACGGAGCGCGGCUACUUAGUCGAACAAGGUGUACUAUACAGGUACAACCCCGAUUCAGAUAGUGAAACCCCACAGCUCGUCAUACCCAGUAGUCUACGAGCCGAGAUUAUGAAGGAAUGUCACGACUCGCCAGUUGCCGGACACCCUGGCGUCGAUCGUACGUAUCAGAAGAUUGCCGAGCUGUACUACUUUACAGGUAUGCGGAGAAUAAUCACUGAUUAUGUCAAAGCCUGCAUACACUGUCAACGCUACAAAGCCACAAAUACCAAGCCUCCAGGCCUUCUGCAAACACCGCUCAUGAACCAGCGCAAUGAAGUGCUUGCCAUGGAUUUAUUCGGUCCAUUACCACCAGGAGACCAGGGGGAGAGGUGGAUUUUCCUCGUUGAGGACACUGCUACCCGGUGGACAGAGCUAUACGCACUCAAGGACGCCACUGCUGAAGCUUGCGCGGUGAUUCUCGUCGAGGAGUACUUUAUGCGUUUUGGUCUACCUCGUAGAGUCAUUUCCGACAAUGGUGUCCAGUUCGUAUCCGCAGUUAUGCGUCAGUGCAUGGCAGCUCUAGGGAUAAAACAGAAUCUCGCCCCGUUAUACCACCCAGAGGCCAACCCUGCGGAACGCAAAAAUCGAGACAUGAAAGCGAUGUUAGCACAACUCGUGGAAGAAGACCACACCUCUUGGCCACGGAAGUUACCGGUGAUUCGGUUCGCCUUGAACAGUGCAAGAUGCCGCACCACAGGUAAAUCACCCGCUUAUUUAACUUUCGGCAGGGAAAUGCGGUCACCCACAGAGGUCAUCCAUGACCUACGUGCCAUCUUGGAUAAAGAUAACUUUGUCCCACAGAUUACUCCGUAUCUCCGAUCAUUUUUAAACUCCUUAUCAGGUAUUCGGGAACGUGUGGAGGUCCAACAGGAUAAAGCAAAGCAGUAUGCCGAUGCGUCGCGCCGACCUUCAGAUGAAUUUGAGGUAGGUGACUUGGUCCUCCUUAAGUCGCACCUGCUGAGUAAUACAUCUAAGGAUGUAACUGCUAAGUUCCUCCCACGUCGCGAUGGACCGUACGUCAUAACAGAGAAGGUUAGCCCUACAACGUACACAAUCGCUAGCACCGACCAACCGGAUAUUUCUCUCGGAAGAUACCACACUCAGGACCUUACCCGUUACCAAGGUAACGAUGGCGAUAUCCCACGACCUGUUGUUCCUAAGAGGAAUCGGGGACGUCCAGCUAAGGCUGAUAGGAAUGAUAGGGUACUAGUCCAGGAGCGGGGGCGUUCUCCAGGACUAGAGGGGGAGCAUAUAGCAAACCGCGUAAACGACACCAACGGUCAGUCGUCAAUUAAAUUACCCGCGCGCGCCUCUCGUGGCCAACUCCCGGCGCGCUAUACGGAGUAGAGCGGA